AUGUCCGUGUCGUACGACGACCAGCGAGUGUGGCUGAACAUCCACCAGGACCUCAAAGACGAGCUUCUCCUCCGGACGGUGAGCUUCCUUGAGUGCCUGAUCUGCUCCGAGGUGAUGCACGUGCCAUAUUUGGCCAUCUGUGGCCAUUCGUUCUGCUACGGCUGCCUCGAUGCGUGGUUCGAGACCAAGUUGAACUGCCCCACGUGCCGCCAAGACAUGGAGGAGCCGCCGAUCCUCAACAUCCAGUUGCGCGAGGUCAGCAAGGCCGUCACGGACUUGGUCAUCGACACGCUAGAAGACGAGAAACACAAGAAAGAGCUUUUGGACGCGCGGCUGAGGCUAGUCGCCGAGUACGACCAGGCCGCCAAGACCAAGCGUUUGUUCCGCGAGGCCUUCAACUCGGCCCCCACGCUUGUGGACAGGUCUGACGGCGUGCCUCGAUGCGGCAACUGCCACUGGGAGGCCCAUGGCUCUGUGUGUCUCCACUGCGGGGCCCGUUUCCGCAUACCCCGGGGCGACCUGUACUUCGACUCGGAAGACGGCGACGCCUACAACGAGGACGAGGAGGAGGUGGAGAUGUACGGCGUGGACCAUGCCAACUACGACAGCGAGGACAGUUUUGUCGACACUCGCGACGAGCGGGAAAUCAACAAUGACAGGGAGCAGCACGACUCGGACGGGCUUCUUUCCUCGGGCGAAGACCAUAGCGACGCAGAGCUCGAUAGCAUGGAGCACGCAGUGGAGCAGUUGCAUGACCAGGAUGUGGAGGACUACUCUACGCACUACGAGCCUGAUUUCGAGGCGGGCUCGGACUCCGACUGGGGCACGAGCGUGGCCAUGGGAAGCAGGCCGCAAAUCGUCUACCUGGAUUCCGAAUGA
Messenger RNA from Metschnikowia bicuspidata var. bicuspidata NRRL YB-4993, 879 nucleotides. RefSeq names its product ubiquitin-protein ligase. The transcript has 2 exons. Gene Ontology annotation, molecular function: single-stranded DNA binding; ubiquitin protein ligase activity. NCBI's taxonomy places the organism in Eukaryota, Fungi, Ascomycota, Pichiomycetes, Serinales, Metschnikowiaceae. The coding region runs from base 1 to 879 and encodes 292 amino acids. Gene Ontology annotation, biological process: protein monoubiquitination; DNA damage tolerance. The record is from RefSeq and is a predicted model, not a curated record. Gene Ontology annotation, cellular component: Rad6-Rad18 complex; nucleus.